CAAAGAGAUUAGGCCAAUCUUAUAACGUGACAUUCUAAUCUACGCAAAUAACAAUUCGAAUAUUUUAAGAAGUCCAAGUUAUUUCUCCAUUCGUUUUCCUUAUCCUAUUGUAUUUGUCCCUCUCUUUUCUUCCUACAUUUAAAUAGUGUUUUCACUAUAUUUUCUUUACCAAUAAACACAAGUUUCUUAAGCAAAUUCAAGCAUUUGGAGUGCUCUUCUUUCUCCAUUGAAAGAGAAAAUGGGAAACAAUGCACUUGAGGAAGCCAUUGCAGGCCUCACGAAGCUUCUAAGAGAGAAUGAAGGAUUGGAAAAGUUAGCAGCCGCAAAAAUAAAAGAGAUAAUAACCGAGUUGCAGGGGCAGGUAACCGCUAAUGCUGUUCCGCUUCAACGCAUCAAAUCCGGUUUUCUCCGGUUCAAAACCGACAAAUACGAGAAAAAUCCUACUUUGUACCGUGAACUUUCAAAGGGUCAAAGUCCUAAGUUUCUGGUGUUCGCCUGUUCUGAUUCGCGCGUCUGUCCUUCUCAUAUUCUUGAUUUUCAACCUGGUGAAGCCUUUACUGUCAGAAACAUUGCCAACAUGGUUCCUCCCUAUGACAAGACAAAGUAUUCUGGAACAGGAGCUGCUAUUGAAUAUGCUGUUUUGCAUCUGAAGGUGGAGAAUAUUGUGGUGAUUGGACACAGCUGCUGUGGAGGAAUUAAGGGACUUAUGUCUAUUCCUGAUGAUGGUUCCACUUCUACUGAUUUCAUAGAAGAUUGGGUUAAGAUCUGCAACCCUGCUAAAUUCAAGGUUAAGUCUGAGCACAGCAAUGUUGAGUUUUCACAACAAUGCACCAACUGUGAGAAAGAAGCAGUGAAUGUUUCUUUAGGGAACCUGUUGACAUACCCAUUUGUAAGAGAAGCAGUAGCAAAGAAAACAGUGGCUCUCAAGGGUGCUCACUAUGAUUUCGUCAAUGGAGGUUUUGAGUUAUGGAGUCUCAAUUUCAGUCUUUCAUCUUCUAUCAUAGUAGAGAAUGAAGGAUUGGAAAAGCUAGCAGCCGCAAAAUUAAAGGAGAUAACAACCGAGUUGCAGGGGCAGGUCACUAUUGGCCAACCCAGAUCCAAGGAUGUCUUUGAUCCGGUUCAACGCAUCAAAUCCGGUUUUCUCCGGUUCAAAACCGACAAAUACGAGAAAAAUCCUACUUUGUACCGUGAACUUUCAACGGGUCAAAGUCCUAAGUUUCUGGUGUUUGCUUGCUCUGAUUCGCGCGUCUGUCCUUCUCAUAUCCUUGAUUUUCAACCUGGUGAAGCCUUUGCUGUUAGAAACAUUGCCAACAUGGUUCCUCCCUAUGACAAGACAAAAUUUUCUGGUGCAGGAGCAGCUAUUGAAUAUGCUGUUUUGCAUCUCAAGGUGGAGAAUAUUGUGGUGAUUGGACACAGCUGCUGUGGAGGAAUUAAGGGACUUAUGUCUUUUCCUGAUGAUGGCUCCACUUCUACUGAUUUCAUAGAAGAUUGGGUUAAGAUCUGCAACCCUGCUAAAUUCAAGGUUAAGUCUGAGCACAGCAAUGUUGAGUUUUCACAACAAUGCACCAACUGUGAGAAAGAAGCAGUGAAUGUUUCUUUAGGGAACCUGUUGACAUACCCAUUUGUAAGAGAAGCAGUUGCAAAGAAAACAGUGGCUCUCAAGGGUGCUCACUAUGAUUUUGUCAAUGGAGGUUUUGAGUUAUGGAGUCUCAAUUUCAGUCUUUCAUCUUCUAUCAUAGUGUGAGAACAUAUAUAUAUAUAUAUAUAUUAAUAUAUAUAUAGUCACUCACAAUUUCAGUCUUUCAUCUGUUCUUUGUUUUCGUUCCAAUGUUUCCUUUAAUUUCUGGACUAUGAGUAUUGUAUUAUCUCAUUUGCGCAUUUUAUUUCUUGUCCACGAACGAUCUUUUAUAUAAUUGUUAUUUUCUUUUAGUUGCUCAAAA
This is a messenger RNA of Amaranthus tricolor (Joseph's coat), 1940 nucleotides long. RefSeq names its product carbonic anhydrase 2-like. NCBI's taxonomy places the organism in Eukaryota, Viridiplantae, Streptophyta, Magnoliopsida, Caryophyllales, Amaranthaceae. The coding region runs from base 239 to 1744 and encodes 501 amino acids. The transcript has 16 exons. Gene Ontology annotation, biological process: carbon utilization. The record is from RefSeq and is a predicted model, not a curated record. Gene Ontology annotation, molecular function: zinc ion binding; carbonate dehydratase activity.